CGACUCCCUCAGGAUAUUUUUAGCGCUGAUGAUGUGCCCUGUCAAAUCACGUAACGGAAACAACCUCAGAGCUAAAAAAGCAGAGCCGCCGUGGAGAGCCCGCUUCGGUCCGGUUUUUAUUGCGAUCUGCAGGGAAAAGGCCGCGAGAAGAUGAGAUUUGAAGUGAAUUUGGUGUUUUGCGUGUUGGUGGUCCUUACCGGCUCAUCGCAGGCAAGAGGUCAGAGCAGUGCCUUGCCUCCUGUCCUCACCCUGGCUGCCCGCCCGAGUCAUGCUGGAAGCUCAGCAUCUCCUGACCUGACAGAGGAUCCUGGGAAUGAGGUCCCACAGCGGACACAUGAUCCUGCAGGCAAGGAUGAAACAUCAACUCAAACCACUACCAAGACCGAAGGGACAGUGCAUUCAGAGACUGCGACAAAUGCAGUAUAUAAAACACACACGCUGAACAAAAGCUCUGCAGUGGCUACAUCUCAACACACAACUGUACCUGUUGUCACAACCGCUCACCCGGCUACUCCUUCACCUUCAGCUGCUGCAGAUGGCCUUUCAUCCACACCGAUUGUACAGAGUACCACCCCCCCACAACACAUCUCAGCCACUGAAGGCAGAGCCCUUCUGACCACAGACCCCCUCACCACCUUUUCAUCUCUGCCAGCCCACUCGGUGCAGGAUACAAGCCCCACAGCCUACGCCUCCACCAUCCAUCCGCAGUCUGAAUCACUGACCACAGCCACCGCACAGCCAACAACCACAGGGCACCCUCUGACCUCAGCUCUAGGCCGGGAUCCUGCGGGGGCAACGCACCAGGAGGUCCCAUCUGAGCUUAAUGUUGGAGAUGAAGACCUCAAGGGGCCCCGCUACCAUUCCAGCUCCCCUCUGGACCCCCUGCUAGCUGGUCUGCUGUCCGUAUUCAUUGUCACCACCGCUGUCGUCUUCGUCAUCCUCUUCCUGAAGUUCCGCCAGCGGACAAACCACCCAGAGUUCCAUCGGCUGCAAGAUCUACCCAUGGAUGAUUUGAUGGAGGACACGCCACUCUCCAGAUACAGCUACUGAUGGAAGCAUCCUGUCAGUCAUUUCCACUACCAGAGAACAGACACAAAGUAGACACCAAAGGAAGACCAGUGUGGAUCAGAGAUAAGCUUUUGCCUGGAUGCAGAUGAAUUUCUGCAGAUGAGUUCCCCCUUGAGAGUUUUGGGUCAGUGAUAAAAAUGUUUAUCUGAGGUUCCACGAGAAAGAUUCAUAAGUGGGAGGUUUCAGAGCUUUUUUCCACAUUCCCUUUAAAUCUCCGGAGAUCUUCAGUCUGGUGGAAACUUUUUGUUUGAUUUCUCUCCUGAGGCGAGUUAAAGUACCUCUGCACCCCUGACUGACUCCUCAUGUAUGCACAGCACUUUACAGUGGCAUGAAUGGUUACAGUGCCCCCUAGGGGACAUGUGAGGUAAUGUGGAUUAAGGUUCCAUGAAGUCCUCCAGUGUAAUUAAUAUACAACCUCAGGUUAUCCAGCGAGAAAUAUGAGAGUGAGAAAUAAAUACAAAAUGAGAAUAUUAUGUGCUUUAAGACACAUGGGAAAGUUGUCAACAUGCCUAAAGUGAUUAAGGAAUAUAAAUUAUGAUCCCUUACGUCAGUGGUUCUCAAUCUUUUUGGUGUCACAAACCCCCAGAUUGAUAUACAUCAGGCCGUGGACCUGUAUUUGAUAAGAUGUAGUCUCAGGGAUGCCUGUCUGAUAAGAUUUAGUUAUUCCAUAACUUUCUAUACUGUAGAGUGUGAAAUAUGAAAUAACAUUGAAAUUAAAAUAUUCCCCAUUUCUCUGGGGAAGCACUAGAACCCAUUCAGGGCCCCAAGUUGAGAACCACUGCCUUAGAUGACCAAAUAUUAGUGAAGUGCACUUUGAAACCAAAUUGCCAGGUUGCACAUGUUGUAUUAAAACUGAGGUGUUCACACAAAAUUCACACAAAAUUCAAAAGCAAGUGAUUUUACAAUUCAAAAGCCAUAUCAUUGGAAAAACAGACCCACCAAUUCUUACAGUAGAAGCCGCUCAUUAUUCAGUUGUUCAAAUUUAUUAACCAAGUUACCCCAAAUUGUAUGUGGUAAAUAUGUAUUGUUACAGCCUAUUACUGUGUAGUUACACGUGUUGGCAUAUAAUACUUGAAUUUGGUUAUUCUGUUUUUAAUGAUGAAUGUUUAAUCCACCAGUGCACACUGAGAAGAGACCUUGCUACACUAAAUAAACACUUCUAUAUGAGUAAAUUGUAAUGGUAAAAUACACUAGUAUUGUUAAAUGUGUUAUAAAAUUCCUAUUUAUAAAGAUAUGUAUUUGUUUCUGCACAAGGUGUUCAUUCAGAUGCUUAAAGUGGAGACAGCGAGAAGAGGCACCACGGAGUUUUAACGUUUAGAUUGUCGUUACCUGUAUCUGUAGUAGCUGAAGUAUCAUGCAAAUGUGCUGGAACUACGUUUUUACCUAGUGUGUUCUGAGUUACUUUGACGUUAAGUGCCGACAGUGAUGUAUGAUUAUAUGCCUUUGAAAUGUGUGACUGUAAGAAUUUGUUGAUAUAAGUAUUUCCUGUUUGAUAAUAAAACAGAAACCCCAGUA
Morone saxatilis (striped sea-bass) is the source of this 2583-nucleotide messenger RNA. Its product is annotated as mucin-17-like. The transcript has 5 exons. The record is from RefSeq and is a predicted model, not a curated record. Lineage: Eukaryota; Metazoa; Chordata; Actinopteri; Moronidae. The coding region runs from base 151 to 1050 and encodes 299 amino acids.